UGCCAGUUUCCUGAGCUCUCUUCUACGGCUCUUCUUCUGUAUCCCUCGCCCCGCCCACUCUUCUACUACAACGUGUGUUUCUGUUUGCAGCAUGGCUUCUUCAGCUAAGAGGAGAGCAGUAGGUUUGGGUGAAAACCCCGCGGAAGAUGAUAUCAGCUCUGAUGAGAACCCCGAGGAUGAUGAGGAUGAGUCCGGGGAGGAUGACAGCGAGGGGUCGGAGGAGGAGAUCAAUGAGGAGGUGAUUGUGGACUUCGAAGCCCACACCAUUUCACACAAUGACUACAAUGGCGUCAAGAAGCUUCUACAGCAGGUUUUUCUGAAGGCGCAUGUAAACACAUCAGAGAUGACCGACAUCAUCAUCCAACAGAAUCAUGUCGGGAGCGUCAUCAAGCAAGCUGAGGUGCCUGAGGACAGUGAUGAUGACGACCCCGAUCAAGUGUUCGGCUUCAUCAGUAUGCUCAACCUUACAGAGAGAAAGGGUGUGCAGUGUGUGGAGGAGGUAAAGGAGCUGAUCUUGGACCAGUGUGAGAAGAGUUCUACCCACAGCAUGGCCGAACAGCUGGAAGAGAUCCUUGGUGACACCAGUAAGCCUGUGGGGCUCCUGCUGAGCGAGCGCUUCAUUAACGUCCCUCCACAGAUCGCCCUCCCGCUGCACAAACAGCUCCAGGAUGAAAUAGCUGAAGCUCAGAGGACGAAUAAGCCCAGUGGGAGAUGUCACUACUGUCUGAUGAUCAGCAAAACCUGCAAAGAGGCGAGCAAGACUAUUCCAGCCAGAGGAGGCGCUCCCAAAGAGGAGUACUUGUUCGUGAAUGCAGAGGAGGAAUUCUUUUACGAGCAAGCCAUCAUGAAGUUCCAUUACUCGGUCCAGGACGAAGCAGACUCCUGCCUGAGCGGGAGGUGGUCGUUCGAUGACGUCCCCAUGAAACCUUUCAGGACAGUGAUGCUGAUACCAGCGGACAGAAUGCCCGCCAUUAUGGACAAACUCAAAGAAUACCUUACUGUGUGAAGCCCCCAAAUAAACAGACAUGUUUCUACACAUGAAUACUUUUGAAAUGGUUCAGUAAAGAGACUGUAAAAGAAAUGCUUUUGUAUUUUUAAAGAAGAUAGUCAGUGAUGUAAACCUGACUUUAUUACAUUUUGGCAGUGAAGGUUUCCUUUUUGUGGGAAUUUUAGUGACACAGUUUUUACCGAUUAGUGUUUAACUUUACGAAAAAGGUAAAAAUCCCCACAUUCUGUUUAUACUUCAAAAUGAUAUAGCAGUACAAUCGUGAAUAGAAAUAUAAAUCUAGCUCUAACUCGUGUUUUUUACAAGCUUAGACUACUAAAUAUACACCUUUUACGUUAACAGAUGCCUCAUUCGCCUGAAAAUCUAAUAACAUAUUUGAAUUUUCCUUCAAGACAUCUUGGUAGAAAGCCAAUUCCACAUAUUUUUAAACAGAAGUCAUUUGUGAAAAUUACAUAAAUUGACCAGGCAUUUCUUUGGAUUUCUUGCCACUGAUUGUCAAUAAAUUAAAUCUGUGUCUGCA
Notolabrus celidotus (New Zealand spotty) is the source of this 1526-nucleotide messenger RNA. RefSeq names its product BRCA2 and CDKN1A interacting protein (gene bccip). Gene Ontology annotation, cellular component: nucleus. Lineage: Eukaryota; Metazoa; Chordata; Actinopteri; Labriformes; Labridae. Bases 92 to 1006 code for a protein of 304 amino acids. The record is from RefSeq and is a predicted model, not a curated record. The transcript is spliced from 7 exons.